CCACAUCCAAACAUCAAACAUCACUGUAUUUAGCUGUUGCAUUUUUGUAGUUGUUGUUUUUAUUUGUGAAAAAUUGUGAUCUUUAUUUUGAAGGGACAAUGGCAAUCUUUGCACUGCAGUUAAAAGGCUUAUGGGAGGAAUUUUACUCUUACCCGACAAAGACAUCGGUUCAUCUUAAGUUCGAGCCGCUUGAAUUUCCGGCCAUGACAUUUUGCAACAUGAAUCCUGUGCGAUUAAGUCAACUAGAUAAGUUUGAAAGUAUCCAAAACGCCUAUCUCGAAAAAGAUAAAUUGAAUGACGAGGAAUGGGUUGAUGAUCAUGAUGACAGUUAUGACUCUGAGAUUUUUAUUGACAAAGAAUUCUUGGACGAAUUCAACAGUACCAUGGAUACAUUUGAAAUAUGGAAGAUCAGGUUCCUGUCUGAGUUUGGAAAAUUGGCGAGUAAAAACAGGUCACUGAUUGGGCAUCAGAACGAACACUUUAUACACAGUGCCGUGUAUUCCGGAUUAAAAUUACCAAAUGAUGCUUUCCACGAGAUACAUUCUCACGUUUAUGGUAAUUGUUUUACCUUGGAUGAAGAUUCAUUCAUCACCUACGGAACUGGUCACAAAUACAGCCUCAAAAUAAUAUUUAAUAUUGAAACGCACGAAUAUCUGAAAGCAUUUACUUCUGCUUACGGCGUUCGUAUGGUGUUCCAUGAGAGAGGGACAUUUCCUCUUCCAGACGACGAGGGAUUAUCCCUCAGUUCCCAUUCAGAAACUCAUAUUGGACUCCGUAUGUCAAGAAUUUCUAGACUAGGUGGAAAGUACGGUAAAUGUACAGAUGGGCAUGAAUUCAAAAAGAAAUACAAAGUUAAAUACACUGUUCCACUUUGCCGUUCUAUAUGUGAAAUUGAAACAUUAAAAUCAAGAUGUAUGUGUAAGCAGUUCUCUUACGUUGAUUUUUUAAAUCAAGGCGAAGACGUACGCGUGUGCAGUACUGACGACGACUUCAAAUGCAUACGAGAAGUAAUUGAUGAUAUACACUAUGGGAAUGAAAAGUGUGAUUGUAGUUCAAGAUGUGAGGAAAGAUAUUUCUCAAAGUCAACCUCAAGUCUACAGUGGCCACACGACGAAUAUCUUCAACAAGUUCUUCUGGACGACCUUUGCAAUAAAAGAAACAGGACCGAUUCGAGUGAUCAAAUAUGUAAUACCACUGACCAAAAGGAAGUCUCCUCAAAUUUUCUUGCAGUGGUCAUAUACUUCGAGGACCUUGACUACGAAGUUAUCACAGAAGAACCAUUAUAUAACACGUUACGGUUUCUCUCCGACAUAGGCGGCGCUAUGGGGCUGUAUAUUGGGGCAUCUGUACUGACGUAUGUAGAACUUCUGCAGCUAGCUUUAGAAGUGUUCCUGCUGUGCAAAAAAAAGUUGACGAGAGUUGCUGAUGACAAACGGAUACCGACAGAAAAUAAAACGGAACCAUAAACUACAUGUAUAUCAUAACACCUUCAUUUGUAUUUGCCUGAACUGAAUGAUUCUGUUUGUUUUAGAAGCCGUAUUGCCUGAAUGUAAAUAUACACUUAUAUAAAAGCAAAUGUGAAAAAUAUACCGUAGCUCUAGGAGGCAUUGAACAAAAAAAGUAAGUAAGCGUAAUUAGCGAGCCCAUUCUAUAGCUAGAAUAAAUUUGCAAAAUAUUAAAUAAAACACCAUUACAGGUAUAGCGUCAGUUCUUUUUUCCAAAAGGCACUUAAAAUCUCAAUGUUUACAUUUAAAAAAUGAGAGUGUAUCUUAAUUAUUACUUAUAAAGUAGCCGUUCAAAGUAACACUCGUACACGAUUAUUGAAGAGGACCGCCGAACUAUAAACAUUUUGCAGACACAAAGGGCGACAAGGUAACAAACCGAUUUGUGCAAAUCAUCUACAUGGAACCUCU
This is a messenger RNA of Ruditapes philippinarum (Manila clam), 1913 nucleotides long. Its product is annotated as amiloride-sensitive sodium channel subunit alpha-like. NCBI's taxonomy places the organism in Eukaryota, Metazoa, Mollusca, Bivalvia, Venerida, Veneridae. Gene Ontology annotation, molecular function: ligand-gated sodium channel activity. The record is from RefSeq and is a predicted model, not a curated record. The transcript has 2 exons. Gene Ontology annotation, biological process: sodium ion transmembrane transport. Gene Ontology annotation, cellular component: membrane. The coding region runs from base 99 to 1466 and encodes 455 amino acids.